AGACAUUUGAUUUUUUUACAAAGGAGUCCCUUCUCAGAUUCCCGCCCCCAAGAUCACUCCUUUGACUCUCUGGUUCGUCUUCUUCCUCGAAACCAAAAACCUUCUCAAAUGCCUUCUUCAUCUUUGGAAACAAUCAUCUACAAUCGCCACUUGGGCUUCUUAAUUUGGCAGUCAAUCUCUUCCUCUAUCAUCUUUCUUCUCUUUAAGCUCUUCUUCCUCCCUACAGCCUCUUCCUUCUUCUCCACCCUUUUCGCUUUCACUCUCUUCCUCUUUUCCCACUUAACUUUCUCUCUUUCUCUCUCUCUCGUUGCCUCUCCUGCCCCCACGCGCCCCUUUCCCCCCUCCACCUCCUCUUCUCCCCCUUCUCUUCAUGGUCUCUCGAUUUCCGCCGCCGCGCCCUGCUCUCUCUCCGCCUCGGGAUGUUUGUGGCCGUGGUCGCCUUGUCGGGUGGCAUGUCUGUGGCGUGUGUUUGUUGGGUGAAGGAUUAAGACGGAUUUGAAUUUAUUUGGAAGCUGGGAUUAAGGGGUUCUAUUUGCGGCUUUCUUUAUGGUUUGUUGUAUGUUUAUAAUCGGAAAUGGGUUUUGAAGUUUCCCGUUGUUCAGCGUCUCCCUUUCUUCAGGUUUAAGGUGGCAAUCUGUGUUGCUAUUAGAAAAGCCUUACAGUUUUCAGCUGCAGCGUACUUGUUGUCAGCGGUGAUGGUAGUUUUUGAAGCAGAUUCUGAGAAUGUAACCUUUGGAAAGUUUAGUACUGAGCAGAUUAUGUUUUACGUUGGGAUUUUUUCUGUGUUCCUUUGUUGGGAAUUAAGUCACCAUUUACAUCAGUUGUUGGGCAAUGGUUUUGUGACUUCAUAUAAAGAAAGGAAAUGGAUGGCAGGGGACAGGGUUGUGUCUUCCUUUAAGGUUCUUUUGCUGUGCAUAUACAUAUUAUGCAAUAUCCUUACAUUGCUGUGUAGGUGCUUCAUACAAAAAGGUUAGUAUUUGCACCACCAAAAGGAACAGCAGCAGCUGAAACAAACCCAAGUGAGCCUCUUCUUGCAGCUUUGGAGGAGAGCACUUCAAGCUCUGUUCUACAGUAUCUGGCAUAUCUUGAUCUCUGUAUGGUUUGUGAGAAAAAUGUUGAUACUUGGCGGCGAGUUGCUUUCUUGAAGAAACCAGUGAGACUUACAAAAGAGUAAUAGCUGUAUGCUUGAGGCCUAUGGAACAGCUUGCAACAAAGCUGAGUGAAAGUAUGGAAGCUGGUUCUGUUGACAAAGCCUGCGACCUGUCCAGACAGUUGCAGGUGCCAACUGACUUGCAUGUAGAUCCAAAGUCAUCUGAGCCAUUGGACAACUUCCAGCUAUGUGCUUGGUGUGCCCAGGCAGUUUCUUCUUUGACUGCACACUCACGCAAGGUAGACAGGUUUGGGGUUGCUCAACUUUCUGGUAGCCAUGCUGCUGUUAUCACUACCCUUCUGUUCUGUCUGCUUGCUGUUGAAGCUUUUAUGGGGAAAAAAACAAAUUUGCAACCGCCUCAUCAUUUGAUGGGGCCAGCUGGUAUUAAAUGGGCUGCACUGGACACAGGCAGAAGAGACAUUGGAAUGGGUAAGAAGAGAAGUGGCCACCUACAUCCAAAAGCAUAUGCCAUGGCUGAUGUUCUGAAGACCUCAAUCUAUUGUAUUGUCUCUGCUUUCCAUGAUGAGAUGAUUAGUAGUGCCAAAGCCCAUCUUCUUGAGAAAGAUUGGCUUGCCGUUGGAAAGCCUCUUUUUGGCACUCGUGAGCUGCUCUUACAGAAACUGCAACAUUUCCUGGAUUUUCGAGCAUGCUAAGUGCUUCCUUGCCCCAUGUUAACAGUUGUUUUUCUUCCCCAAUCAGAUCGAUGAAUAGUGCGAGAAGAUUUUCUUUUGGCUUUGGCUUUGGGAGAACCGGUAAUUGCAUUUUUCUUGUAAGGAAUACUCAAUACCAUCUAAAAUAGUUAAAGUCUACAACUGAUACAAUACAAAAUGAAUUCUGUAUUUUAGAGUUAGAAGUUACAAAAAGAUCAUUUUUACUACAAUGUAUCUUUGUAGUCAUGAAUCAAUACAAAUCAUAAUUAUCUUCAUAA
Messenger RNA from Mangifera indica (mango), 2078 nucleotides. RefSeq lists its product as uncharacterized. The transcript has 4 exons. The record is from RefSeq and is a predicted model, not a curated record. The coding region runs from base 1195 to 1803 and encodes 202 amino acids. NCBI's taxonomy places the organism in Eukaryota, Viridiplantae, Streptophyta, Magnoliopsida, Sapindales, Anacardiaceae. Gene Ontology annotation, cellular component: nuclear pore transmembrane ring. Gene Ontology annotation, molecular function: protein-macromolecule adaptor activity. Gene Ontology annotation, biological process: nuclear pore organization.